This is a messenger RNA of Acanthaster planci (crown-of-thorns starfish), 3211 nucleotides long. RefSeq names its product proton-coupled folate transporter-like. Gene Ontology annotation, cellular component: plasma membrane. The record is from RefSeq and is a predicted model, not a curated record. Gene Ontology annotation, biological process: transmembrane transport. Gene Ontology annotation, molecular function: transmembrane transporter activity. NCBI's taxonomy places the organism in Eukaryota, Metazoa, Echinodermata, Asteroidea, Valvatida, Acanthasteridae.
CUUCAGGGAUGUUGGCAUGCAUGUUAUUGGGCUCAGAAAAAUGUUGAUUUUACACUAUUUUCAAUAAGGCUCGAACUUGAAUUAAUGGACUGCAGUGCACCCAUAAACACAGACGGCCGGUUGUGAUAACGCCCUCUAGCUCACGCAAGCUGUACAAGUAAGGUCAAAAUGCAUGUGGAUUCACAAAAUCUUGAACUAAGACUAUCCGAUAUACCUAACAGUCUACGUGUUCGCAGUGUCGAGCGUCACCGCGUGGAUAUGCCUGCAUGUCCAGAUCUUUGCCACCAAGUUGUGAAAAAAUUCAUUUAGACGAUCCGCGGGGACGAUGUUGACGUGAUGUUUUGGUCACAUCAUCGGGAAAAAUGUCUAGAAACGAAGGCCCGGAAUCUCGGAUUUCCUUACGAAAGCCAGUGAUCACUCCAAUGGAUUCGCCGGUCGAGGGUAGGCCGGAGCCCACCGGCCGCGAGCGUGCGCGGUCCAGAUGGGUAACAGUAGAACCCGUCAUUGUCAUGGCAAUGGUAGGUUACUUGUGUACAGUCUUGGUAAAGCCGUUCUACGUGAAAGACACGAUCAGCCACCACUAUAACUACUCCGAGACAAAGAACGACACCCCGUGUGGGGGCCAAGACCCUGGAAAUGACACCAUCGACAACAAAAUACAAUCGGAAUCUUCCAUGUGGUUGCUUUACCUUGGCGUCGCCUCGGGAGUCCCUGCCAUGAUGAGUUCGAUCGUCUUCUGUACCAUCAGCGACAGACUCGGCAGAAAACUGGCCAUGGCUCUCCCGGUCAUCGGCUUCGCCUUUCAGGCCGUCGUGUACGUUGUUACAGUUCACUUUAAGCUCCCGCUGGCCGUCCUCUUGGCGGGCGAGUUCGUCCAAGGUCUGACGGGAGGGUUUGGCCUACUCUUCGCUGCCUGCAUCUCGUACAUAACCGACGCCACCACGGAGAAACAGAGGACUUUGAGAAUCGUCAUCGCCGAGAUGCUGACGUUUUUAGUUUCAGGUCUGAACCAAGUGGCACAAGGUUAUCUCCUAACAUUUGGUUACCUCCCGUCAUUGGCCAUAGCGUUCGGGUGUAAUGUCAUUGCAUUGCUUUACAUCGUAAUCCCGCUGUUUCUGAUAGAAACAGUUGACGGCCAAAGAUCCGACAGUAAGGGGCUCCUCGAUGUUUGGCGGAGUAUGAAGAGGCUCUUGGAAUUCAAUGAGAAUGGUCGCCGUUGGCAGAUGCUUCUCCUGGAUUUCUUCAUCUUCUUUGUAAUAAGUCAAUUUGUGGCUUAUUCGUCGAUUUUUGUGCUGUAUGGUACUGCCGAGCCAUUUUGUUGGACUUCCUUUACAGCUGGCAUAGCAUCUGCGCUUGGAUUUGUUCUGUCAUCAUUUGGAAUGCUGAUCGGUACCAAGGUCUUAUCAUACUGUCUGGGAGAAUACUGGUUGAUGCAGAUCAGCUGCCUGAGCAUGCUCGCUGCUUUCACUGCCACGGCUCUGGCGCAGUCCACUCUAGUCAUCUAUAUUGGAGCCACUUUUUCAAUCGUCGGUUGCCUAGAAAGCUUCUCCUCAUUUAUAGCUAACCUGGCAGCAACUAGUAUAUACGGAUCAACGGUAUCUUUCCUGCCUCCACUCACGUUCUACGUGUUCGCUGGUGCCACAAUAAUUCCCAUGGUUACAGUGCUAUUUCUACAGGUUUGCUGGCCGAGACGGAAAGAAUACACCAGGCUGGAAGUUAACAGCUGUGAGAAUUGACAUGCAAAGUUGCUAAACAUAAAGCUCUGAUGUUAGAACGUUGUAAUAUUCAACCGUUGUGAAAUUAUAGAUACAAAAUAUACAACAGUUUCCAGUGGAACAUGUUUUGGAAGAAAAUAUCUACGAUGUAUUGUUUGCAUUUUUCUGGUUUUACGGAGAGUGCUAACUUCUAUUAUAAGUCAGGUUUAACCAGAUUUUCUAUUUCUGUAACCACAUAGAGGCGUUGUUGCACAUCGCUGUCGAAAAGUAACAGUAAUGUGUUUGAUACGGCUUGUUUAAAAAGAAUAUGGAACAGGAUGAAACUAAAAGUAUUUAUAUUCAUUAUCACUAAAUAUCGUUUUGUAUUGCACAAUGUUUACUUGAAUUAUGUAAUUUAAAUUGGAGUGAAAUGCUACUCGGUGUGUACAUAUACCUAUAAUACUUAUAAUAUCCAUGAUAUAUUAUUUUAUUAGAGAAUUCUCACGCUAGCAAGGCAUGUUGAGGGGAAUUAGUAGUGUGGAAAUUAUUUGUUGGCAAUAGUUUCGGUAUUUGUAGAUAAAAAUAACUGGAGAUAAGAAUACUAUAUAAUUAUAAACUCUGCAUUAUGUCUCGAAUUAAGUCUGAAAUAUAAACCAGAACAUUUUCCAGUCCAGGAAUAAAAAGGAAGUGUUUCUUGUGUCGGAUACGUUCAAACGCAGCACGAAAAUAAUAAUUUUUUGUCACAUAGGCCCAUGCAGGCAGUAUGGGCCAUCAUGAAAACGUUCCAAAGGGGGACAAAGUGAAAGCAACCCACAGACAGUGAUGAUGAGAGAAACAGAAACCUCGUAGACUUGACUGACGGUGCUGCAUUAACCUUGUCGGUGCAUCAGCACAGUAGAAACUGAGACUGACUGAAUCUAUUAAUAGUUCAAUCGGUAAUUAGUCCUGAGUCCUAGUUUCUUAAAUCUCUAUUCAACAAUUGAAGAUUGAAAAUACAAAAUACUGAUUGUUCUAGCUGUAUGUUGAUACAUGCAUGCUGUGCGUUCCUUUCCCCCCUUAGCUUAGGCAAGGAACCCUCAACCUAUCACUGACUGCGGCUGUAAUCAACGGAUUUACCAGUGACAUUAUAUUUCCCGGCAAAAGUGGGAAGGUUGACUUCGGGGCAUUGCUCUAUAGGGGUUGGCCUAAACAUGUUGCUGUUGGGUGCGAUAGUUCGAUCUUAGUGCACGAUUUGUCGAUAAUUCCGUAACCAGCUAGUCCUCUGUUUCAUCGAAUUCACGGUUGUGAAAGGCUGUUUCAAAAAGGGAUGUAACGUUGGAGGUUUCAUGCAGAAUCGACCAAUCGCGCAGAGCAUUCGGCCGAUCAUGCAGAUAGGCCGAUCAUGCCAACAUAUACAUACCUGUGACUUCACACCCUUCAUCAACAAUUUUCACUUGAAGCUAUUGGCAAUACAAGUGCAACUACCAUGAAGUUAUGUGACCCAAUACGGGCGUUUCACAACAGUACCUCCAAGGGUC